AUGGCGCCUCGCGAAUAUCCCCUUACUGCUGCUUAUGCGAAGUUCGUGAAUGCCGGUCUGAUUGAACAUAUUGGGCAGGGUGGGAAGCCAGCAAGUCUGCCUGCUGGGGUACAAAAUGCGACCCAAGACCUGACUAAAAACCAAAACGACAGGAUCAAAAAGCAUCUAGAGAACGAAGUUAACCGAAUACUCGAAGGGCAAUCUGCAGUCCUGGAUAUGGGGCCCAAAUACAAAGGCACGAGCGAAGAUGCAAAGAAAUUUCUGCAGGAGAUUCUUGAGCUAGGAGAGAAAGCGAACAUUGACAAUGCGCAUGCAGCGCUUGAAAAGGUGAAUUCAUUCAGUCCUGCUGCGCUUGAAACAGAGGACAUUGAGGUUAGUGACGCACCGCAACCAGGGAUAUCGGAGCCAGCGGCACCCGUGGGCGCAGCAGCAGCGCAAGUGAAGGAAACAAAACCUGAAGAGGAAUCACGCGAAGACGAAGCACCUGGCGCGGCUUCACCCGAAGAGGAAAUACCAGAAGAGGAAUCGCCCCAAGAGGAAUCAUCCCAAGAGGAAUCACCCCAAGAGGAAUCACCCCAAGAUGAAUCACCCCAAGAGGAAUCACCCCAAGAGGAAUCACCCGAAGAGGAAGCACCUGGCGUGGCUUCACCCGAAGACGAGGCGCCUGGCGUGGCUUCACCUGAACUGCAACCGAGAUCCGGCGUCCGUACUUAUAGAAAGGGAAGGAGAUUUCCUGCCGGGGAAACUGCUGAAGCGUUUAAAACGGAGAAUAUUCCCUGGACAAAAGGGGACCUACAUGAUUGGCCGUGGUGGACUUAUCCGCUACCCAACGGCGGCGCGAUUAUGGCUGAGAAGAAGACCUAA
This is a messenger RNA of Aspergillus fumigatus Af293, 864 nucleotides long. RefSeq lists its product as uncharacterized. The record is from RefSeq and is a predicted model, not a curated record. The transcript is spliced from 2 exons. NCBI's taxonomy places the organism in Eukaryota, Fungi, Ascomycota, Eurotiomycetes, Eurotiales, Aspergillaceae. Bases 1 to 864 code for a protein of 287 amino acids.